AUGCAGGUUAAGCGCUGGAUUGCCGAGGCGCUCCAUUUCUAUCUCGAUCUCGGCGGCGGGGUUCAGGAGCUGCGCUCGGUUUUCGCCGAUUGGGCGGCCUUGACCCAAUCCUCCUUCGGCCAUAUACACUUGAUUCUCCAACUCAAACAACGCCUAAUGCUCCCUAUGGAUACCCUGGAAAAGCUUCUGGUUUGCUGUUCACGGGAGUCGCACAACGCCGAUGACAAGAGUUGCUACAGACACCACAUGUUGGGUAAUGAUUAA
Messenger RNA from Phytomonas sp. Hart1, 264 nucleotides. The record is from the annotation of a GenBank genome assembly. Lineage: Eukaryota; Euglenozoa; Kinetoplastea; Trypanosomatida; Trypanosomatidae.